Molecule: messenger RNA, 2411 nt
Organism: Megalops cyprinoides (Indo-Pacific tarpon)
Lineage: Eukaryota; Metazoa; Chordata; Actinopteri; Elopiformes; Megalopidae
Product: tripartite motif-containing protein 35-like
Exons: 11
Coding region: 1-2304 (767 amino acids)
Biological process (GO): protein ubiquitination
Molecular function (GO): ubiquitin-protein transferase activity; protein binding; zinc ion binding
Source: RefSeq, a predicted model, not a curated record
AUGGCGUCCGGCUCAUCUCUCCCAGAAGAGGACCUCACCUGCCCUGUGUGUUGUGACAUCUUCACUGAGCCUGUUCUCUUGGAGUGCAGCCACAGCUUCUGUAAAGACUGUCUGCAGCUGUGCUGGGAAGAGAAAGGAUCUCGGGAAUGCCCAGUCUGCAGGAGAAAGUCCUCUAUGGAAUCUCCUCCUCGUAACCUAGCCUUAAAGAACCUGUGUGAGGCCUUUUUACAGCAGAUAAUUCAGAGAGCUGCUGCCGGGUCUGAAGCUCUCUGCACUCUGCACGGCGAGAAAUUCAAACUCUUCUGUUUGGAAGAUGAGGAGCCGAUCUGUGUCGUCUGUCAGACUUCAGAGAAGCACGAAAACCACAAACUGCGGCCUGUUCAGGAAGCAGCGCUGAAGUACAAGGAGAAACUCCAGGCUGCACUGAGACCAUUGCAGAAGAAGCUGAAGAUCUUUAAAAAAUUGAAACUAAAGAGAGACCAGGCAGCAGAGUUAAUUAAGAGGCAGGCCGAACAUACAGAGAGGCAAAUAAAGGGGGAGUUUGAGAAACUCCACCAGUUUCUACAACAGGAAGAGGCAGCCAUGAUGGCUGCACUGAAAGAGGAAGAGGACCAGAAGAUUCGAGCAGUGAAGGACAAGAUUGAGAACAUCACAAGAGAUAUAUCAUGCCUUAAAAACAAAAUCAGAGCCAUAGAACAGGAGAUGAAAGCUGAUGACAUCCCAUUCUUGCAGAGCUGCAGGAAUGCAAUGAGCAGAGCCCAGUGCGAACUGGAAGAUCCAGAGGAGUUGACCCCCAAGACAAAUAUCAAUGUAGCCAAACACCUGGGCUAUCUGAAGUACAGAGUGUGGGAGAAGAUGCUCGGGAUUGUUCACUACAAAAGAUCAGGAAAAAUGGCUUCUAGUUUGGCUAUCCCAGAGGAGGACUUCUGCUGUUCAGUGUGCUGUGACAUCUUCAAGGACCCUGUUCUCUUAAAGUGCAGCCACAGCUUCUGUGAAGCCUGUCUGCAGCAGCAUUGGGCACAGACUGGCUCUCGGGAAUGUCCAGUCUGCAGGAGAAAGUCCUCUAUGGAAUCUCCUCCUCGUAACCUGGCCUUAAAGAACCUGUGUGAGGCCUUUUCAAAGCAGAGGAUUCAAAGAGCUGCUGCUGAGUCUGAAGCUCUCUGCACUCUGCAUGACGAGAAACUCAAACUCUUCUGCCUGGAGGAUGAGGAGCCAAUCUGCCUCGUCUGUCAGACUUCAGAAAAGCAUGAGAACCAUAAACUGCGGCCUGUUCAGGAAGCAGCUCUAAAGUACAAGGAAAAACUCCAGACUGCACUGACACCACUGCAGGAGAGGCUGGAGGCCUUUAUUAAAGAAAAACAAUACAGUGCCAAAGCAACUGAGAUAAUCAAGAGUCAGGCCCAGGACACAGAGAGACAGAUAAAGGAAGAGUUUGAGAAACUCCAUCAGUUUCUACGGGAUGAAGAGGCAGCCAGGAUAGCUGCAUUAAGAGAGGAAGAGGAGCAGAAGAGUCAGCUAUUUGAAAGGAGUAUUAGAAAAAUGACAAAAGAAAUAUCACUCCUUUCAAAUGCCAUCAGAGACAUAGAGGAGUUAUUGAACGGUCAUGACAUUUCACUCCUGCAGGGCUUCAGCUUCGCAAAUAAAAGGGUCCAGCGCAAAGUAAAGGAAGGAAAGAUGGAUUCAGGAGCACUGAUUGAUGUGGCCGAACACUUGGGCAACCUGAAGUACAGAGUGUGGGAGAAGAUGCUGAAGAUUUUACACUACACUCCUGUGACUUUAGACCCAAACAAAAAAACACCCUAUCUCAUCCUGUCUGAGGAUCUGACCAGUUUGAGAUACAGUGAGGAGGGUGAGCAGAAUUCAGAUGACCCAGAGGCCUUUGGUACUCUUCCUUGGGUGUUGGGUUCUGAGGGAUUCAUCUCAGGGAGACACUGUUGGGAUGUAGAGGUUGGGAAUAAUCCUGCCUGGGCACUGGGUGUCGUUGAAGGUUUAUCUAAAAAACGAGGUACCAACCAGGGCAGAGAGGGAAAAAGAUGGGUUAUAGCUCUUGAUGUCAAAAAAUAUUCAGCACUGAACAGUGAAGGAAAAGUGACAACUAUUAAUCUGAAGAGAAAAUUGGAAAAGGUCAGAGUUCAGUUGGACUGGGACACAGGAGAGGUGUCCUUCUCUGACCCCACUGACAGCACUCCUCUGCACACAUUUAAACACAGAUUCACUGAGACCGUGGUUCCUCUCUUUUGUGUUGGGUCUGAUGCUGUUCCUCUAAGAAUCUGUCCAAUGAAUUUAUCUGUGACAGUGGGAUAGUAUGCUAUAAUGCGGACAAAGUUAAUGAGGAUAGGGGACGGUUUGAAAUUCUCAAUACUGUAGCUCAUCAUUUAAUCAUAUUUUUUAAAAAAGAAAAAAUAUGUACA